UUCGGAAGGAGCAACAACAGUGGAACCGCGCUCGGUUGCUGAGGAAAAAGUUAGUGUCCCAUUCUAUAUAUAAUCUUACACAAUAGCCAAUCGCUGUGCUCUGUGGUGCUGAAUGUAAAUGCGCUAGUUCGCAUUUUCUUCCUUUCUAUCGCUAUUUCGAAUCAGUUUGGUGUGUAUUUUGUGAGGAGACGAGCGCUUCCACUUAGACUGUGCGAGUGUGUGUGUGUGUGUGUGUGUGUGUGGUGUGUGUUUUCGCGUACGUGUGCCGCUUGUGUACCGUGUGUGGGACUGGGCGUGAGUGUAUGUGCGUAUUUAGAGAGACGAUAAAAGGUUUAUAAAACAACCCCACCAGCGAGAGAAAUUGCGCUGCGAUGUGUGGGGCGGUGGUGAAGAAAAUGAAAGGAAAAACAUCUAGAAGGUUUUGUUUUGACCGUGGCUGUGUGCGUGUGUUAUGUUGGUGAAACAGAAAACGAAAAAAAAAAUAGAUUCCCUCAUUAUGUACGCAAUUUGAUGGUGUGUGGGGCCCGUUGUUGCUUCGUCAUGCUAGCAGCGCGUGUGUGUGUGUCUGUGUGUGGUUUCCGAUGUUUGUUUGUUUGGUGCUAGCACAGUUUCAAAUUAGAAUUUCGCCCCUGUUUGUGUGUGAGUGAGUGUGUGUGCUGGCUACACGAAUAAUUUUCUAUUGCGUUCUGGGUGAAAAGCUAUCACACUUUUCUGUUUCGCUCCAUUCUGUCCACGCCCUUACGGUGUACUGCUGGGGCUAGCAAGAGGGGUGCAGUGUUAGGAGUGUGUGUGUUUUGGUACCGCCGUAGCGGAAGUUAGCGCAUUGAAACGCAUUCGACCGUGCAAAUCGGGCGAGAAAAAAGGGAAAUGUGCACAGCAGAGCUGGGCAAAGAACGAGCCGAGCCAAAGAGAGAGAGAGAGAGGAGAGAGUUUUGAGUGGGAGUGGGCGGUGGAGCCAGAGCUCCCUUUUUCAUUGCCACCUCAACGCGCAACACCCGCCCGCGCUUGUAUCCGGCCCGUCCCCUGGAGUCCAAGUCUGCCCGUUCAACCCCGCACUACAACCAUACGCAAAGAGCAAGAGAGCAAGAGCCGCAGCGAGCGCCAGAGAGAGCGAGAGAGCAAGAGCCCGCACGAAGCAAUAGAAGGUUCCCGAUGGUGCUGAUCACGAUGGCGCAGUGGAACCGAGUGGAAAAAUUGCCGUUCCCUCAUUGCGAGCCGUUUGGUAGUACCUUCACAAGCCGGAAUCUUCGCGUCCUUACCCAAAACUAGGUCGCAAAGCAGCACAGCACGGACGGGGAUGGGAGCGCGUCGUUAGUUGCAGAGAGAAACUCUUGCACUGCCAAACAUCUGUAGCCCAGCCUCAGGAGUGGUGCGCCAAGUUUAGAUUCCGCAGCUCUUUUUCAGCAGCAAUCAGCAGUGUGUAAAGUGUGGUACGGAAAAAGGGAAAACAUUACUACCCCCAUGUGUGUGUGUGUGUGUUUCUGUAGGUGAAGUUAUAAAAAAGAGAGAAAUAAUACUUUGUGUGUACGCGUGUGGUACAGUCCUUUUUCUGUUUGGCCAAGGUGUAGUGAUCGCAAGUGACAGAUCGAUAGUAAAUAAACACUAAGGAAACGUCGGUGAGUAGCGCCGCUGGCGCUACUACUGUAAACAAAUCGGCAGCAAUCGGAAACGCCAUCGAAAAUGGUGUAGAAGGCGCAGAGGGCGCAUAAGUAAAGCUUCCGGUGGUGUGAUACGUACAUUCCACGAGACGUUCUUUCGUUUUGCGAGCAAUUCCCCACCCAUACAACGGAAUAGAAAAGCAAAAACGAUACGGGAACUGUGUGUGUCCCCCACACUGUCGUCUCUCCAGUGCAUGAAGGAAGAAAAUAAAGCAAGAAACUCUGUGCAAUAAUUAGCGUGCUACAAAAAAAGGAGGGUGCAGUGAGAGAGAAUUUUCCAACAAAAAAAAAAACCCCUUGCUCGUGGAACAGAUCGCGCCCCACCACCGGACGCGCAGCAACGAUGAUGAAUCCGAACCAUUCCGGUGCGUCACGGCGGCCGUACUCGCGCGGUGCCGUACCGCGCAACCGCUCCCGGAUGCCGUUCUCGCCGCACCAUUCGCACCACGCGAACCGGAACCAUGGCGGGCACAACCAGUCCUGGUACAACAAGGACAUGGAGAAUAGCUUUAACUACGGUGACAGCGGCAGUAGUCCGAAAGAGUCAUCCUUCACCUACACCUCCAAGUCCCCGCCGGUGCAGUUGCAUUCCCCUCCCAUAGCGGGCCGCCCGACGGCGGCCACCAUACUAAUGCCUUACGGUGCUGCUGACGAUGGUAGUAUUAAUAAUAGAUCUCAACAAAUUCUUAGAGCCGGCCCGAGCCACAUUGACCGACACCGGAUCAAUAUGGGCGGUAAUAGUAUGCAGGAGCGCAACCGGCACACGAUGAGUGCGUCCUCGAUCGAUCGCCAUCUGAAUCACUUCGAGGGUCCAUCCAACUCGACGCGCGGCGCGGAUCUGCACGGUGGCGACGCACGCUCGGUCCUGUCGAUGGACUCGAUGCGCAACAGCCGCGACAAUAACGGUGGCGCCCGCGAGCGCUUCAGCCCGCACUAUCACCCCGGUGGUGGUAGUGGUGGUGGGGGUGGGAGCGGCGGCGGCAAUGGUUCCGGACCAGCCGGUGGAAGCAAUCAGGGCUCGUCGCCCCCGUACUGCCCGGUCGAUGGGAUCGGGGGCAACGGUGGCAUCAAAUCGGACAGCCCGUCGCGCAAGCGGCGGCGUGUAUCGUCCCGGCUGCCGAGCCAAUCGCCGCCGGCCGCCAUCUGGGAGCAGCGCCGUUCGCCCCGCAACGGUGGCGGCAUGAUGUCGCUGAUGGGCACGAGCGGCGCUAAUGGCGGUGGGAAUGGGCAGGGCAGCAACGGUGGCUUGGGAAACCAUGGCAUGAACGGGCACCACAGCAUGUCUCAGCAACAGCAGCAGCAGCAGCAGCCGCAAUCAUCGCAAAGCGGUCAGCAGCAGCAGCUGGUACCGCCGCAACUGCACCACCGUGACCAUCCACAACCGCAUCAUCAUCACCCGAUGCACCAUCACCACCAUCACUCGCAGCAGCAGCAGCAACAACAGCAACAGCAGCAGCAGUCUCAUCAUCACACAAACGGGGGAGGAUCGCAUCUGCACCCGAGCUCGGGCGGUGGUCUGGCGGCAGCCGUCAUAUCGCAGCUUCAGUCGCACGCACACCAUCCGCAGGGCAGUCCGCCGAUCCGGCGGCCCCGCUUCCAUCGUGAUCAGCAAUCGCAGCAGCAGCAGCAGCCUCAGCAGCAGCAACAGCAGCAGCCGCAACAGCAGCAACGUCCCUGGGAGUCGCUGACGCAGGUGUUCCAGCAGGCUCCGGCCGCGCAGGCCCAACAUCAACAUCCGGCCUCUUCGCUGAUGGUUGACAUUAACCAGGUGCCGGUCAGUCUGCCGCUCGGCCAUCACCACGAGCAGCUGUGGACGUACUCGGCCGGGCCGCACAUUUCAAUCUGCUCCGGACACCCGGCCGCACCGCACUUGCCACCGUGUCAGGUCCAUGGCGUGUACUCGCAACCGUUUGCACAGACCUGCGGUAUUGGCGGGCAUUUCGGAGGCUUUGCCUCGUCCGCUGGGCCGGCUUUGGCCGUUCCGCAUCCACCACCGCACCAAGCGCACUACCAGCAUCCCCAUCUGGCACAGCAGCGCACCGACGGCUUGACGCUGGACGGGUUGGAGCAUGCCGGCGGGUCACCGUUGCACCUGUCGCCGCUCGCCACGCACGCGCACCAUCUGCACGGUGCCUCGCCGCAGAUGACGCAGCUGACCGCGGCGGCCCAACCGAUCUACAUUUCCACCGAGGUAAGUGCCGUGGGCAGUGAGGUGCCCCGAACGGGCGUCACACCCGCCGGAACACUGAUCCCACUGAUCGCGAACGUCCCGCAGGGUCGCAACUAUGAGAUACUGCACCGGACGGUUCGCCGGGCGAUCACGGCACCGCGGCGCAACUUUGCCCGCUUCCACUGGCCCGGCCCACCGCCGCCGCCGCCGCCGCCGCCGCCACCGGCGCACCAUCAGCACCACCAUCCGGGCCACCACCCGACGCAUCACCAUCGGCCCCACGCGCCACCACCGCCGGCCGCCCUGCAGGCCCAUCCGCAGCCGCUCGGCCAUCCGCAGCCGGCCCACGUCACGCUGUCGGCCACCACGUCCGCCUACUCGGGCAUACUGCUGAACUUCCUACCCGUCCGAUGCCCUUUCAGAGCGAUGUUCCCGCUGUCCUCGUACGGUCCGCCGGACCUGAACUCGCCGGACUCGAACGAGACGGAAAAUUACGAAGCGCUGCUCAGUCUAGCCGAGCGUCUGGGCGAGGCGAAACCGCGCGGUCUGGCACGGCCCGAAAUCGACCAACUGCCGAGCUACAAGUUCAACGCAGAAACUCACACCGGUGAUCAAACAUCGUGCGUGGUUUGCAUGUGUGAUUUCGAGGCGCGUCAAAUCCUGCGGGUGUUGCCCUGUUCGCACGAGUUCCAUGCUAAAUGCGUUGAUAAGUGGUUGCGGUCCAAUCGCACGUGUCCAAUAUGCCGCGGCAACGCGUCGGAGUACUUCGAAAGCAGCGAGGAACAGUAAUCAUGAACACCGGCACAAACCGACGCAAUCGAAAGCCAUUCGGUAGGUGUGUAUGUGUGCUAGCUUUCGUGGCCUGUGGCAAGUUGGUGUCUACUGCCGCGCGGAGGACGGUGUUGGCGAGUUUAAACAAAUCUACGUUGUCGUGUUUGUCACCUUUUGCAAUAUUCUACCAAUCAGCGUCUCAGUAAACAAAAACUGCCUCAUCAGGAACAGUCCCUGGCAGAGUAUGCUUUACGUCUUUCACAUUUAAAUCGCGCUAGUGAAAUCCACUGUAGUGUUUGCCACCCACCAACAGGCUGUUGCUUUUUAUCUGGCCUCUUCUUGAGCGCGAAAUCGCUAAAGUUUUCCUUUCCUCGAUAAAGAUGUGCGAAUCUCAAGCAGCAGCAAGCUCACAAACACACAUAAAAAUACCUUACGAAAGCUUGUUAAGUGGUUUUGUGUAAGUUUUUGCUUUACUAACAUCAUUUGAACUGCUGCCACCUCAAAGUUACUAACGAUAACACUUUAUAGAAGAGUUUUGCGAGUGAAAACAAGAGUCUGUUGCAUGUGGUAACAGGAAUAAAUCUAUGAGCUACAUAUGUGGAUGUUUCCUGUCCAAAUUAGUUUAUUGUUUGUAGAUGCUUUAGAAGAGUUUGCAAAGGAUAUGGAUAAAUGUGUCUUGCAAUUAGGUUACAAAUGGAAUGGCAAUAAUACAAUGGCAACAAUGGCAGCGUUAUGAAUUCAACGUUAUUCCUAUGUUUUGCACCUGUUUUGCCAGCAGGAGAGAGGGAGUAGAUUCAAACUGUGACGAUUCAGCAAACACAAAAGUGCGCUAAUUGCGAGCAGCAACCACAAGCAUAAUAUUAAACUGCAAACAAAACAAAACAAUGGUUAUCCAAGCGAAUAAUCAGUGAAACCACGAUAGAACCCGAAAUGACAAUGCAAACGCCAUUUCGCAACCACCCAAGAGCAAUAAUUCGAAAACAACAAACAAAGCAACCAAGCUCAGUCAACGUAUACAACACACAAUUGUUUUCAUAUGCCAUAAUAUAAGUAGCGAAUGGGGAACGAUAUAAUACUGCUAACUAUGUAUAGCAUUACAAACAUGCAACAAUAUUAUUAUGCAACAACCAAAAAAAAAAAGGAAAAAAACUCAAAAAGGAACAUUUUUAUUCCAAUGCCCAAUGGCGCGUUUGACAAUGGCACUACGUCAACAGUACGGCAAGAUUUGCUACAAAAUUUUAACACUUUUAACAAAAAGUCUAUUACAGCACCUGACUAUUGCUUUUAUCGGUAUUGUUCUGUUUCAAUGCGGUUGUUCUUUCUUCAUCAUACUUUUACGGUUUUUUUGAGUAGUAGAUCGCGUAUAGUAACAUUCUUACGUCUGUUUUCUUGCUUAACAAACAAACAACUAGCCUAGUUAAGUUGCAUUUUUUCAACACAAUUUGUUGUUCGUUUAAUCGACCGGAUUACACGCACCACGGUAGAAGAUUAUUGUGUGCCAUCACGGGUGGCCUCAUAGGUUUAUGUCUAUAUUUAGUGUGUAACCCAUGUAAGCAAACGUUCAGCAGUCGGUUCGUGUAGCUGUUUGCAUGGUUGUGGUUUUAUAGAAUCAAAAUAAUUUUAUACUUAUCGAAAUGCUUGAUCAACGAAUAACCUGUGUGUACACACCCCUCAAGUCGGUGGAACAGCAAUGAACAGUAAUGAUUGUUAAAACAUACGUAGGACCAAUGCCAUAAUAGUCACGAUACGAUAUAAGCAAAUAGUAUGACCACAAGAGCAAGUUAGAAUCUUUUAUCUUGUUUUUGUUUGUUUUAUCACUAACAAAUCUCGUAAUGAUCAAUUUCAACCAGAGUUACCUUACACAUAUUGGUUUUGCCUCGAUAGCCUUUUACAUUAUAGCAAGCUCGCUUAAGCUCUUUCUUCUACUAUCGCCACCAACGUUAUCUUUUGUGUAGGGCCAACCCACGAACCUAUAGUUUUUCAUAGUUUUGUAAUUUGUAAGGUCAGAUUGUCAUGCACUUUUCAUCAGCGCUGUUCUGCUCUGCUGCUUAUAAUGCUUGUUUAACAAUCGUUGCACGUGUAUGGUCGAGACUAGGCAGAGAACUGGAUAUUCGAAAUCAUUCCAUUAGGCAAACCAUUAAGGCUUGUAACUCACGCGGAUUGAACAAGAUUUGCGACAAACUUCCAAUCAGAGGAGUGCAGAUAUUUUAAACGUGGUGUUUUGUGUUGUUUCUCUUCAUACCUUUUUUUACUGAUAAUGCAUUUUAAAGUUGCUGUGGAAAUUCCUAUCUUAUUUUUUUGUUUCAAUUUAAUCUAUAAGCACACAAUUAGCCCAUUUUAAUCUCAGGACAAGUAUCGUUUUUUUUUUAUUUUACAAAAGCACCAAUGCUAGAUUUGCAAAUACAGUUUUAGUUGGUAUGAUCGUGUGCACAUAUUUGAAGGAUGCUGUUAGGUAAAUUGAUUCGAAUAACGGAUGCAACAAUCAGCAAUCAACAAAAACAGAAAAAAAGCUUUGAAUCUUCUGUUCAGUUCCUGGGAGCUUCGAUUUAUGUUUCACUGGAGCGCUUUAUGAUCUCGAAUGAAUUGCAUGCGCGCGCGUGCGUGUUUGUGUGUUAUUAAACCGUUCGCAAGCAAAUCUGUACUAUCUAUCACGUAGGUUAUUUUAAUUUUAAUAAACAUGCACGCACACGCAGACAAACCGUGGCCCAUCCCGACGAGGGCUGUGGUCGGUUAAGCAAUCAUCCCUUUUAUUGCCUUUUCCAUUAAUCCAUAAAUGCCAUUCAGCUUUAUUAAUAUAGCAAUGUUAUAGUUGUUACGCGUUUAGUGAUUAAUUACUUGUUUCAUUAAGUCAUAUCCUGCUCUUUUUUCAACGCUUUGUUUCGGGGUUUUAAUGUUUAUGUUUUUACAAAUGUCCAGUGGUAUGGCUAGCAAUUGCAUAUCGUACAUGUUUCCGUGUGUUUUUAAAAUCAUAAUCACGAUGUUUGUUGUUUGACAUUGAACAGCCAACAGCAAUAAAACCAACCUUUGUUGUAUCCGAGAGAUGUUACAGCAAAACGUAAAUUGAAACCAAUUUACACACUCUUCCUCUCCCUCCAAUUGCUCAUUCGCUCCCGGUAGAUUUUAGUUGUGUUCAAUGUUGCGUUGCCGAAUGCAACGAAUGCGUAACAAACAAAACAAACAUAAAGAAAAAAAAAUACGCUAAACCUAUUGAAUGUGAUUUUGGUACAAUAUUAGCUUAGAGGAAAUCGAUAAAUUGAAACGUUUUGUAUGUAGUAUGUGUGUGUGUGUGCAUGUGUGGUAAAAAGGAUAAAAAAUAUGUUUCUAAAAAAAAUCGUAAAACAAAAUCCGUCAUCCUAACGCGUCGGUAGAAAAGUAGUUGCGGUGGCGUAUGCAUUAAUGCGCAGGGAAUAAUACAAAUACGAGCACUUUCCAUAAUCGACACAGCAGAACAGACCCCUCCAGCAUGUGUCGCGGAUGGAAGUGACGAUUGCAGGAAGCUAAUUAUAUCUUAAAUGAUUAUCAAUAAGAAGACAAGUACAUUUUAAAAUGGGAUCAAUGGAUAGGUUUAAAGAGAAAAUCACGCUUAUGAUGCGCGCUUGUGAUGGUUUUCGUAUUUCAGUCUCUUUUUGUAGUGUUUUUUCUCUCCUUUCUUUCUUUCUUGUUUCACUUUGCAAACUUUCUACCGCUCCCUGUAGUUUGUAACACUAGCCUCUAAUUACAAAAAAAAAACCAAAACCCGGAAAAGUGCUAUCUUUUCGGGAUAGGAGCAAAAAAACUCUCUCACACACACGGGCUUUUAUAUAUAAGCCGCGCAGAAUGUUUUUUGGACAAUAUGUAACACUAACUGUAACUUUCGUACGACACGGCACAAAUUCUACUGCUAUAGUAGCACCCACUGUUGUUGUAAAAUCUCAUCUCACCUAUCGAAACCACACCACACCACACCACACUAUGCACGCUAUGUUGUAAUAUCGCCUGUAACAGAACUGCCGUGAAUGUGUAAAAUCCGUGAACGUGUGAAUGAGACCGCGUGUGUGUGAAUGCGUACGAUUAUCAGGCCGCAUUAUCAGGCGACGCCGACAAUCGUUUGUGUGUGUGAAAGGAUAUGCCGAAUGAAUGGGGUAAUUAUUAACAAAGAAGAAAAGUGUUUAAGUAAACAAAGUAACAGCAAAGCAUUAUUGUGUGCCCCUCCUACAUUCUGGACUGAUCUUUAUAUAUAUACAUAUGAUAAAACAAAAAAAAACAAAAGUACAUAUAAAUAUAUAUAUAUACAUUACGAUAAAGCAGACGUGUACAAUGCAAUGAAAAACAAACAAACAAAACGAACGAAUAAAAAAGAAAAGGGAACGCUCGAAAAGAGUAUGCGUAUUACCAUAUAUCGAACCAUUUUCCACCCGCCAGCGCUAAAAAAAAGAGAAAAAAACAACAACAUUCCACAGUAUUGUCACUAACCCCUUUGAAGCCAAAUAGCGAAAAAUGCAUGUAAACUUAAAUUACACCAAAUAAUACAGAAACAAAUGAGAGUGCAGCACACCACACACAUAGAGGGCAGUGUGAAUGCCAUCGCCAUUCAGGUGGUGUACAUUCUGAAAUGGAAAAAAAUCAAACAAAAUAACAAAAAAAUAAACUAAACUAUAGCAAAACUAAAUGUGCGCAAUUUUGCUGUAGCGUGUGUGUAGAGUGACGUGACUUUUAGUGGUUUCCAUGUUGAAUAAUAAGAGAAAAAGCGAAUAAAAGAGAGAGAGAGAGAGAGAGAUAGGAAGGAAGGAAAAAUAGGAACAAACAAAAACAUAAGAAAAUACAUCCGCCCUGUUUAGUAGUCUUUAAAAUGCCACUAGCCUUGGUUGUUGCAACAAAAGGCAUAAGCGUGUGAAAACAAACAAAAAAUGCAACAGAAACAAAAUAGAAUUUCCUGCAUACAAAAGUCACAACCAAAAGAAACAUAUAAACCAUCGGCAGCGUUCUAAAUACACCUGUACACUCACACAUUACCUUGUAUCUUCCUUAUAUUUUAAAAAUGUUCAAUAUUCAUUAAUAAAUGGGUGGCCGAAAUCAAUCACUGCUAAAUAAUAGACAGGGCAGGGACAGAUGUGCAUGAAAGUAUAGAACAACAACAACAGCAAAAAAAAAACAGGAAAUUUUAAACAAUGCAUUAAAAACAAACAUACAAAAUCCCAACCAUACGCAAACCACUAACAAAAGUGCACCCGGGGAUGUAAAGGGUUAAAACAAGGCCAGAAUUUCAACGUAACACAUAGAGAGAGCGACAAAACAAAAUUAAAAUGCAUUUCCGCUGCUGCUAGAUGUGAUAAACUUUAAUGAGGUAAAACAAACAAGUAUAUAUGACAAGAAAGAAAAGAAAAAAAAACACAAAUAAAAACAAAAACCAUUAACAUAUAGUUUAGUAUCCGUACCAAGAUGAUGUCCAAACGAGAGGGAAGAAAGAGAGAGAGAGAGAACGAGAGAUAACAGGAGAAAGAGUGUUGCUAACAAAACAAUAAAACUAAAUAAACCACCAAUGCAAAUUUCUCUUUCUGGCUAACCAUCCCACCACCCUUCUGCUCUGCCAUAUUACUAUCGCUACACCCCCCCCUCUGCUCUGCUCCAUGCAUGCCAAUGCUAUUAUUUAGUUAUGCCUAAAUGCGUUUAAACAUGCGUCUGUUUGCCAUUUUUUAAGAGCACAAACAAUAACAAUAUUCGCUCGACACACGUUCCUUUAGCAUCCUUCUACACGGAGUAUACAUAAGUUAUACUAAUCCUGCUCAGCGUACGUACAUGCAUACACAGCCAACACAGUUUAUGGUGGUGGUUUAUGGAGUUUAAUCGCUUGGCGACAGCCCCCAAGGAUACGCCUACUAUGCGUGCACUAGCGCAUGCACUAUGUACUGUCUGUUUGCGUCCCAAUUUUCUUACAAUUGCCAUAUUUCCAUCCGAUGUUUUAUUCGUUAUCUCCUGAUUGUGUUUGUGGAUGUGUGUGUGUGUUUUUUUCCUCAUGUUCAUAGUAACGCAUGCAUUGAUAGUGUAUCUACAAAGCGAUUCUUUGUAGAAAUAGUGAGAAAAUCUAUCGGAAAAACGUAAUCUAUCGGGUGGAUGUGGAUAUACACAACUACCCAAAGCAAAAAAUAAGAAAUAAGUGAUAGCAAAAAAAUAGAAAUGAUUUAUCAUUGCUGCUGCUUCACGAUGGUUCUUUCCCACCUGUCGUCAACUGUCUAGAGUUGCAUGAUGUGGUGUCGCGUACACGCACUACGAGCUUCUAAUCAAUUCGUGGUAUCCAUUACUGUGUGAAUUUUGGCGCAUUCGACCUGUACAUAGCUUCGUUCGUCCAAUACAAAUAGUGUCAGCAAUCGAUAAGUCCAUAAUCUUACAGUGCACGUGCAUCCAGUAGUACCAGUACGGAAUGCAAUAGCAGAGAUCGUAGGGGGAAAUAGGGAACAAACAAACAAAAUGCAACAUUUAACAAUGGCAAUACACGAAACAGUGCAGUUUUCCUUUGAUGUAGCUUACUUAUUACGAGUAAAAACUCACUGGCGGGGAAAACAAAAACAUCCAAUGCCAAUAGCCUGUACGAUGUGCGCUAGUUUAAUAUGGUGUAACGAUAGUAGUGGCGUUAUGGCACAGCAAAAACAAAAAGACUAUUAAAGAAAAACAUUAUUUAACAAAACCACUAUAAAAAACCGAAAACUCACUCGAUACACACACACACUCACAAAUUUGCAACAACAAAUGAAAAAUGCAGCCCCUUAGAGACAAGUGCGCUGUUGUAGCAUGUAUAAAUAUCUAUAUUUUGGGUGUGCCUUUUUUAUACAUUGUACAAUUUUGAAUGUGGCCACGUAAUGAUGUAAAUGUAUUUCAAAAAAUUAAACCAAUGAAAAACAAAAGAAAAGCAACAAAAAGAAGAAGAAAAAACAUAAAAAAUAUUAACAUCGAAAGUAUAUUGCAAACUAGAUACUUGUUUUGGUAAUGUUUUAUUCUUCCGUUGGAACGUGUUGUUUGAUUUGUGUUGGGCUUGCUAUUGUUUUCUCUCUCUCUAUAUAUAUAUAUUUGCGUUUAUUUGUCUCCCACCUUUAUAAUAGUAUAUUCGCUGAAUGUGUCUACACUUUUAUAUUCUUAAAACGGUUUUAAGUUCGUGUAGUGUAAACAAUGUGUUUUUUUUUUGUGUUGUUUUAUUAUUUACGAAUACGUUGGCGGAUUGCAUUAUAGCUGUAGUUGAAUCUGCCAGCAAAAUACUUUUAAUCUAAUAUUUUACUACACACUUAUAGCCAUCUUCAGCAUUCACAUGGUGUAUUGAUUCUGUUGUCUGUUUCAAAUUUAUAAACAUUAUUUACGCUCUUGCUUUUAAACAACAUAUUUGCCAACUAGAAAACUAUUGAUGUGUAAGGCGUGUUAUGCAUCUAUUAAGAAGCGCUUUUUAUUCUUACCCACAUUUUUUCCUCUCUUAUACUAGCUUUAAUUCCCAUUUGCCCUCACAUUCCGAGGGUUUUCUGUCUUUUGUUCCCGGUUUCGAUUACACCCAUUACUAUGUUUAUCUAUAUAUUUGAGAAUGAUAAGUGUGUUGUGUGAGAGUUAUCUAAUUGCGAGCCGUUACGAGACGGAAGUAUAUUCGUUUGCUUGCUUGGAAUCGUGUAAAACAAAAAAAACGGGUUCACUGCUUUCCCUCUCUGCAAGCGCAGCAGAGAAUGUAAUCUUUCCUAGCCUCUUCCUAGUUGGUUCUUUGAAUGGUUCUGUCUUACGAGAGCAUACAAUAGUUUGUUUAGGAACUUUCUCCACUCGUUUCACCUUCUUUUCACACGCUGUACGUUGUCCUGCGUUAAUAUAUAUAUAGUCGAAGGCGUAUUAUCGCUGGCUUUAGUACGUAGCAAAAACAAAAAAGCAAAAAAACAAACGAAUGUCUCUUUUUUCCAACUGUUCAUCAUCCAUCUCUGUAUGCAAUGUACUGUUGUUGUUACUACCAAAUUGCCACACUUCUUGUACAACUAACCAACGGUGUUUGGGAGGUGCAUUCUAUUUGUCUUUUUUAUACAAUUUCUAUAAAUAUCUAGCUGUAUCUGUUCGUGUAGAUCAUGUUGUUUGUGCAAGUAUAUCAUCAUUUGGGACUGCUGCUCUGCUGAUCCUCCAUUUAUCACUUGUUUGACCCAUCGCCGACGAGCACGGGCGUGUGUGUGUGCGCUUCGGAUAUCCGUUAGUUCCGUUUCCCUACUACUCCUAUUUGCUACAUGCUUGUACUAAACAUGCGUUUAAGGUUUAAUCUUUUGGAGAGAGAAAAAAACAUCCAACAAUCAUACUAUUAGUGCACUGUGCACCACCACGCAGACAUUAGACGGCGCGAGGCGCUUUGUGUGGAUUGGAACGCAUCAAGACGGCCACAAGCAAACGAUAGCACAUCAAACUGCGUAUGAUUGAAUGAUUGUUUUAAAAUUGUACGUAUCAAGUAGCCAAGCAGUGUAAAAUGUCCGGAAAAGGAAGCUUAUCAAUGGGCGACAGUAAUUAUGCCGCAAUAUGUGCCCGUUGUUUGCAGAUCAGCCAAGGGGCCACAUUUGGAGGGUGAACCAAAUGCACAGUUCCAAUGUCAAGACCGCAUUUUUGGCCGAUACUGUGCGAUACAUUUGGCGGAACAGGUACAAUUGAUGCAAUAAUAUAACUAUCACAGUAAAUAGGAACAUAUGGAAUUAGAAAGAAGAAAAAACGAUGUCUAUUACAGUAUCAAACAAGAAAAAGCGCAGCCACACGUUCCAAAAUGUAGUCAAAUCAGAACAGAACAGGUAGAUGUGAAGUGAAAAUAGAAAUUCCAAUUCAAGACAGAACUAGGAAGAGGAGCACCGGGGACUACAAUGAAGCAAAUUUGACGAUAAUGUAAAGAAACACACACACACACACUUAUUUGGGCCCCUUUAGCCAAGCCAAGAGCAAACGAAACAAAAUAACAUCAUUCACUUCCUGCAACACUUACCGAAAAAGAAAUCCAAUAAAGAUGCGUAUAUAAUUGUCGA
Messenger RNA from Anopheles arabiensis, 13586 nucleotides. It is a transcript of the gene mura, whose product is annotated as ataxin-2 homolog. Bases 2002 to 4617 code for a protein of 871 amino acids. The record is from RefSeq and is a predicted model, not a curated record. The transcript is spliced from 11 exons. Lineage: Eukaryota; Metazoa; Arthropoda; Insecta; Diptera; Culicidae.